This is a messenger RNA of Arabidopsis thaliana (thale cress), 1977 nucleotides long. Its product is annotated as Pentatricopeptide repeat (PPR) superfamily protein. The transcript has a single exon. NCBI's taxonomy places the organism in Eukaryota, Viridiplantae, Streptophyta, Magnoliopsida, Brassicales, Brassicaceae. Bases 1 to 1977 code for a protein of 658 amino acids. The record is from RefSeq and is marked reviewed.
AUGUUCAGAAAAACUCUAAAUUCAAUCUCAAGAAGACACUUCUCUUCGUCUUCUCCUGAAAGUCCUUCUCUUUACUCAUUCCUUAAACCCUCUCUCUUCUCUCACAAGCCAAUCACUCUCUCACCAUCACUAUCGCCGCCUCAAAACCCCAAAACCCUAACUCCAGAUCAAAAAUCCUCCUUUGAAUCUACCCUCCACGAUUCCUUAAAUGCCCAUUACACCGAUGAAGCAUGGAAGGCUUUUCGGUCUCUCACCGCCGCUUCUUCUCUACCGGAGAAGCGUCUCAUCAAUUCCCUUAUUACCCAUUUGUCCGGUGUCGAAGGAAGCGGUGAGAGUAUAUCUCAUAGACUUAAACGAGCUUUUGCUUCUGCUGCUUAUGUAAUUGAGAAAGAUCCGAUUUUGCUUGAGUUUGAGACUGUUCGUACGCUUUUGGAGUCGAUGAAACUUGCGAAAGCUGCAGGGCCUGCUUUGGCUUUAGUGAAGUGUAUGUUUAAAAACAGGUACUUUGUUCCUUUUGAUCUCUGGGGGCAUUUGGUUAUUGAUAUCUGUCGUGAAAAUGGAAGCUUGGCUCCGUUUCUUAAGGUGUUUAAGGAAAGUUGUAGAAUUUCUGUAGAUGAGAAGCUUGAGUUUAUGAAACCCGAUUUGGUAGCUAGUAAUGCGGCUCUUGAAGCGUGUUGUCGACAGAUGGAAUCUUUGGCUGAUGCUGAAAAUGUGAUUGAAUCUAUGGCUGUUUUAGGUGUGAAGCCUGAUGAAUUGAGCUUUGGGUUUCUUGCUUAUUUGUAUGCGAGGAAGGGGCUUCGAGAGAAGAUUAGUGAGCUUGAGAAUUUGAUGGAUGGUUUUGGUUUUGCAAGUAGAAGAAUCCUUUAUUCUAAUAUGAUCAGUGGAUAUGUUAAGAGUGGUGAUUUAGAUAGUGUUUCUGAUGUUAUAUUGCAUAGUCUUAAAGAAGGUGGAGAGGAAUCGAGUUUCAGUGUGGAAACGUAUUGUGAAUUGGUUAAAGGGUUUAUAGAGAGUAAAAGCGUUAAGAGUUUAGCGAAAGUGAUACUCGAAGCUCAGAAGUUGGAAUCUUCUUACGUUGGUGUUGACAGUUCAGUUGGGUUUGGAAUCAUAAAUGCUUGUGUAAAUCUUGGUUUCUCGGAUAAAGCACAUAGUAUUCUCGAGGAAAUGAUUGCUCAGGGAGGAGGAUCUGUAGGGAUUGGGGUUUAUGUGCCAAUCUUAAAAGCUUAUUGCAAAGAGUACAGAACAGCUGAAGCUACUCAGCUGGUUACAGAGAUCAGCAGCUCUGGGCUUCAAUUAGACGUCGAGAUCUCUAACGCUUUGAUCGAAGCUUCCAUGACGAAUCAGGAUUUUAUAUCUGCGUUUACAUUGUUUAGGGAUAUGAGAGAAAAUAGAGUGGUGGAUUUGAAGGGGAGUUACUUAACAAUAAUGACAGGUCUUCUUGAGAACCAGAGACCUGAGUUAAUGGCAGCGUUUCUAGACGAAGUUGUUGAAGACCCUCGUGUUGAAGUGAAUUCCCAUGAUUGGAAUUCGAUUAUUCAUGCCUUUUGUAAAUCCGGGCGUCUGGAAGAUGCACGGAGGACAUUCAGAAGGAUGGUUUUCCUACGUUAUGAGCCAAACAACCAGACAUACUUAUCUUUGAUUAAUGGAUAUGUGAGCGGGGAAAAGUACUUUAACGUCCUGCUCUUGUGGAACGAGAUUAAAGGUAAGAUAUCGUCGGUGGAGGCAGAGAAGAGGUCCAGACUAGAUCAUGCUCUAGUCGAUGCAUUCUUGUACGCAUUGGUGAAAGGAGGAUUCUUUGAUGCAGCGAUGCAAGUGGUAGAGAAAUCUCAGGAGAUGAAGAUAUUUGUGGAUAAGUGGAGGUAUAAGCAAGCGUUCAUGGAGACUCACAAGAAACUCAGAUUGCCAAAGCUGAGGAAGAGGAACUACAAGAAAAUGGAAUCUCUUGUUGCCUUCAAGAACUGGGCUGGUCUCAACACAUGA